UGUGGCUUUUCCGGGGAGUCCGGGCCCCCGGCCCCGCGCCCCUGCCCUCCUCCAGCGGCCGGCUGCCGGCGGGCCGGGCCGCGGCGGCGGCGAGCACGAUGAUGAUGUCCCUGAGCAGCAAGCAGCCUUUCGGCCUCCCCCACGGCGGCGGCAGCGGCGGCGGCCUCCACGAAACCAAGUACUCGGCCCUGCACAGCGCCUCGCCCUGCCCCUCCGCCGGCGCCGCCGCCCCCGCCGCCAGCUCCCCCAGCAGCACCGGCACCGGCGGCUCCGCCGGACGCGGCUCCGGCUCCGGCUCCGGCCCCGGCGGCAGCGGCGGCUCCGGCUCCGGCUCGGGCUCCGGCAGCGGCGGCGGCGCGGAGGCGAUGCGGCGGGCCUGCCUGCCCGCCCCUCCGAGCAAUAUAUUCGGCGGUCUGGACGAGAGCCUGCUGGCCCGCGCCGAAGCCCUGGCAGCGGUGGACAUCGUCUCCCCGAGCAAGAGCCACCACCACCACCCGCCGCACCACAGCCCCUUCAAGCCGGACGCCACGUACCACACCAUGAACACCAUCCCCUGCACCUCGGCCGCCUCCUCCUCCUCCGUGCCCAUCUCCCACCCGUCCGCCCUGUCGGGCACCCACCACCACCACCACCAUCACCACCACCACCACCACCAGCCCCACCAAGCGCUGGAGGGGGAACUCUUGGAGCACCUGACGCCGGGUCUGGCGCUGGGGGCCAUGGCGGCCCCCGACGGCGCCGUGGUCUCCACGCCGGGCCACGCUCCGCACAUGGCCGGCAUGAACCCCAUGCACCCGGCGGCGCUGGGCAUGGCCCACGCCCACGGGCUGCCGGCCCACAUGGGCUGCAUGAGCGACGUAGACGCCGACCCCCGCGACUUGGAGGCCUUCGCCGAGCGCUUCAAGCAGCGCCGCAUCAAGCUGGGGGUGACCCAGGCCGACGUGGGCUCGGCGCUGGCCAACCUGAAGAUCCCCGGGGUGGGCUCCCUCAGCCAGAGCACCAUCUGCCGCUUCGAGUCCCUCACCCUCUCCCACAACAACAUGAUCGCCCUCAAACCCAUCCUGCAGGCGUGGCUGGAGGAGGCCGAGAAGUCCCACCGCGAGAAGCUGGCCAAGCCCGAGCUCUUCAGUGGCGCGGAGAAGAAGCGCAAGCGGACCUCCAUCGCCGCCCCCGAGAAGCGGUCGCUGGAGGCCUAUUUCGCCCUCCAGCCCCGGCCCUCCUCCGAGAAGAUCGCCGCCAUCGCCGAAAAACUGGACCUCAAGAAGAACGUGGUCCGCGUCUGGUUCUGCAACCAGCGCCAGAAGCAGAAGCGCAUGAAGUACUCGGCGGGCAUCUGAGCCGGCCGCGGAGGAGCAUCGACAGCAUCAGCAUCACCGUCAUCAAAAAAAAAUUAAUUAAACAACAACAACAACAGCAAAAAGGAAAGGAGACAAAAAAACCAAA
Messenger RNA from Pseudopipra pipra, 1443 nucleotides. RefSeq names its product POU class 4 homeobox 2 (gene POU4F2). Bases 99 to 1337 code for a protein of 412 amino acids. Gene Ontology annotation, molecular function: DNA-binding transcription factor activity, RNA polymerase II-specific; RNA polymerase II cis-regulatory region sequence-specific DNA binding. Lineage: Eukaryota; Metazoa; Chordata; Aves; Passeriformes; Pipridae. The transcript is spliced from 2 exons. Gene Ontology annotation, biological process: regulation of transcription by RNA polymerase II. The record is from RefSeq and is a predicted model, not a curated record.